Molecule: messenger RNA, 1995 nt
Organism: Bombus terrestris (buff-tailed bumblebee)
Lineage: Eukaryota; Metazoa; Arthropoda; Insecta; Hymenoptera; Apidae
Gene: Clp
Product: cleavage and polyadenylation specificity factor subunit 4
Exons: 4
Coding region: 282-1142 (286 amino acids)
Molecular function (GO): RNA binding; zinc ion binding
Source: RefSeq, a predicted model, not a curated record
UAGUGAAAUAAAAUGACGCCUUCAAUCUUAUCAACGCACGUGCAGAAUAAUGUUGUGUGCGAGAAAUUGGACUUGUAAUUUUCUUUGAUCAAUAAAUACUUCGAAUUAUUAAAAUUGUUCAAUAAUGAAUUAGUGAAAAUAUUACUAACAAUGCUCAUCAGUAUUUAGAAAUGAAUGUUCCGCGAUAAAAACUAGUUUAGCUGUGAAUGAAGUUAAUGCUUAUUGUGUAUACGGUAGUAAAUAGAUUUGUGAUUGUGAUUGUUGAUAGAUUUUAAACAAUAAUGGAGUGUCUAGUGGCGAAUGUGGAUAAUAUGCGAUUUGAUAUAGAAAUUGCUCUUGACGAACAGUAUGGAGCACUUCCUUUACCUUUUACUGGAAUGGACAAAUCUACUGCUGCAGUAUGUCAAUUUUAUCCAAGAGGUACAUGUGUUAAAGGAGCCUCUUGUCCAUUUAGACACGUACGUGGAGAUCGUACAAUAGUAUGUAAACAUUGGUUAAGAGGUCUUUGUAAAAAGGGUGAUCAAUGUGAAUUUUUACAUGAGUAUGAUAUGACAAAAAUGCCAGAAUGUUAUUUCUACUCCAGAUUUAAUGCUUGUCACAAUAAAGAAUGUCCAUUCCUACAUAUUGACCCAGAAACUAAAGUCAGAGAUUGUCCUUGGUAUGAUCGUGGAUUCUGCAGACAUGGACCUUUAUGCAGACAUCGACAUGUUCGUCGUGUUUUAUGCAUGGCUUAUUUAGCUGGAUUUUGUCCUGAAGGCCCAAACUGUAAAUUUAUGCAUCCAAGAUUUGAAUUGCCAGCAGUGCAAGAUAUGCAACCUAAAGAAGGAAAAAAGGUAAUGAUCACAUGUCACUUUUGUGGGGAAGGUGGCCAUAAAGCAAUUUAUUGUAAUAAAAUGCCACCUGAUGUACGUGAAGCUCAAGUUAGACAAGAAAUAGAAGGUAAUUCUCAUGCUACGCAUCACAUGAAUAUGCAUAAUGGACCCCCACCAAGAGGGCCGCAAAAGCCACUAGAAGAAGUCACUUGUUACAAAUGUGGAACUAAAGGUCAUUAUGCCAAUAAAUGUCCAAAAGGACAUUUAGCAUUUUUAAGCCAUGCUGGGGGUAGUGGAAGUGCUACUCAGAAUCAAAAUUACCGUAGAUGAUUUCACCUAUUUUAUUUGUGUAAGAUUAAUAUUAUGAUUAUGUUUCAUUAUUAGUAAAAUCACUUGUCUGUAAAAAUUUCUAUAUAUCAUAUAGUAAAAUAGGUUUAAUACAAUUAAUUUCAUAUUGACUCGUAAUAAAAGAUUCCAACACCUUUAAAUAAAAUUAUAAAUAUUUUGUAUUUUCUAUAAAAAAAAUUUGGUCAAAUUAAAGAAUGUUUAAAGGAUAUUUUGGGUUAAAAUACUAUGAAGUAUAUACUAUAACAAAUUUAAUUUAUUGUUUAAAGAAUUAAACAUACUCCUAAAUACUCGUUAUUACAUUUUGUAAAUGUAUUUAAAGGGUAUUUGCUAAAUUAUUAAAUACGCUAUAUCUAUGAGCGCAUCGAUUUUCGACGUAGAAUGUUAUAAAAAGAUAUAUUUGUUUACCGCUAAUUUAUUUAGUUUGUGACGUUGAACAUGGGAAGACGUACUUCGCCAUUUGUAUAUGAAGUGGCAUUGUAAGACUAUUAAUUUUUAAAAUCUUGUUCGCUAAAAUAUUAACAAUAUUUAUCUUUCACGUGAUUAUUAUCAGAGAUAUUAAAUUCCUUCGUUAUUGGGUGUGCAUUUAAUACCUAAACAUAUGUUAUUGUUUUAUUUUAAAUAUAUAUUGUUUUUCUCAUUCUUCGAAAUACAUCGUACCUAAACACUGUUAUUAUUAAAAGAAAAGUGCAAAGUCAUCAGAACCAUGAAAAUACUGAAUGUCACUUUUAUAUGCGAAAAAGCAAGUAUGGUUUCCUUUUAAUUGGAAAAAGAGAUCUUCUAUUUGCACAAGAAUAUUUCUUAUCAUGUCGUAUUGUAAUCAAUAACUUCGACAUAA